This is a messenger RNA of Chrysochloris asiatica (Cape golden mole), 1452 nucleotides long. RefSeq names its product F-box and leucine-rich repeat protein 16 (gene FBXL16). Gene Ontology annotation, molecular function: protein binding. Gene Ontology annotation, biological process: SCF-dependent proteasomal ubiquitin-dependent protein catabolic process. The transcript is spliced from 5 exons. Bases 1 to 1452 code for a protein of 483 amino acids. Lineage: Eukaryota; Metazoa; Chordata; Mammalia; Afrosoricida; Chrysochloridae. The record is from RefSeq and is a predicted model, not a curated record. Gene Ontology annotation, cellular component: SCF ubiquitin ligase complex.
AUGUCGAGCCCAGGAGUCGACGGGGACCCCAAGCCUCCAUGUUUGCCUCGCAAUGGCCUAGUGAAGCUGCCUGGCCAGCCCAACGGUCUGGGGGCAGCCAGUAUCACCAAGGGCACACCAGCUGUCAAGAACCGCCUGUGCCAACCUCCACCCCCACCCACUCUACCACCUCCCAACCUGGCUGCCCCACUCCCCCGGCCCGCCCUGGCGGGGGUGCCGUGCCCCUCAGUAGGGCUCCCUCUUGGUGGACCGGCCUCAUCCCCAAUGCGCGGGCUCCCAGCGGAGCGACCACCCCUGGCUACAGACGAGAAGAUCCUCAAUGGACUCUUCUGGUACUUCUCGGCUUGUGAGAAGUGUGUGCUGGCACAAGUGUGCAGGGUUUGGCGACGUGUGCUCUACCAGCCCAAGUUCUGGGCCGGCCUCACGCCCGUACUGCAUGCCAAGGAGCUCUACAACAUGCUGCCGAGUGGCGAGAAGGAGUUUGUGGACCUGCAAGGCUUCGCUGCACGUGGCUUCGAGGGUUUCUGCCUGGUGGGUGUCUCCGACCUGGACAUCUGUGAGUUCAUCGACAACUACGCACUCUCCAAGAAGGGUGUCAAGGCCAUGAGCCUCAAGCGUUCUACCAUCACAGACGCUGGCCUGGAGGUGAUGCUGGAGCAAAUGCAGGGGGUGGUCCGGCUAGAGCUCUCUGGCUGCAACGACUUCACGGAGGCAGGGCUGUGGUCCAGCCUGAGCGCGCGCAUCACCUCAUUGAGCGUGAGCGAUUGCAUUAACGUAGCAGAUGACGCCAUUGCCGCCAUCUCGCAGCUGCUGCCCAACCUGGCCGAGCUGAGCCUGCAGGCCUACCACGUGACGGACACGGCACUGGCCUACUUCACGGCACGUCAGGGCCACAGCACGCACACGCUGCGGCUGCUGUCCUGCUGGGAGAUCACCAAUCACGGCGUGGUCAAUGUGGUUCACAGCCUUCCCAACCUCACGGCACUCAGCCUUUCCGGCUGCUCCAAGGUCACAGACGACGGUGUUGAGCUCGUGGCCGAGAACCUGCGCAAGCUGCGCAGCCUUGACCUCUCGUGGUGCCCGCGCAUUACCGACAUGGCGCUGGAGUACGUGGCCUGUGACCUGCACCGCCUGGAGGAGCUCGUGCUGGACAGGUGUGUUCGAAUUACAGACACUGGCCUCAGCUAUUUGUCCACCAUGUCAUCCCUCCGAAGCCUCUACCUGCGAUGGUGCUGCCAGGUUCAGGACUUCGGGCUGAAACACCUCCUGGCCAUGAGGAGUUUGCGUCUCUUGUCUCUGGCCGGCUGUCCACUGCUGACCACCACGGGGCUAUCAGGCCUGGUGCAGCUGCAGGAGCUGGAGGAACUGGAGCUGACCAACUGCCCCGGGGCCACGCCCGAGCUCUUUAAGUACUUCUCGCAGCACCUACCCCGCUGCAUAGUCAUCGAGUAG